UCGUCAGCGGCCCGAACCUUCCUCGCUCGAGUCCACAACACUAGACACACAACACACGAACCUCUCUCUUUCUCCCGCGUCAUGGAGCCCUCGCCGCCGACCACCACCACUGCCGUCCCUGCCACGAGAUGAGCCGUGCCCUCCCACGACCUCAUCCUCUAUAUUCCUUCUCUUCCCUCUCGCCGCCACCACCUCCUCCACCCCCACCGCCGAAUCCCGGUGGCUGUCAAACCCUAGCUUCUCCUUCGACGCCUCCUCCCCGAACAUCCCGGUCACCGCCUCUUCAUCCCUUCCGUCGCCGCAGCCCGCCCGUGCGAAGUACGAGCUAGUGCCCUCAUCGCGUUUGCCUCCGGCUUCCGACGAGGAUAUGGGGUCGCGAAGUAAGGAGAGGGGGAGGAGGAAACGGAGGCGAGAGAAGGAGCGGUAUGAUGGGGCGGCAGAUUCGCGGAAGCCUGGGGUUCGUGCCUGGGCUGGGUCGGAGACAAAGCCGGCCAAGGAUUACUACGUCGAUGCGAAAGGCGACCAUGAUAACCUGGCGUUUGGAUCCCUCUAUAGGUUAGGUGAUCUUGCAAUGUCACAGGUUCUUGACUGUUCAAAGAAAGGCUUCGAGUAUGCAGCUUCACCUGGCAUUUUGUUGAAGCUUCAUGGAGGUUUCUCUUCAAGUUUAUAUCACUUGCUUUCUACUAAACUGCAUGGGCCAAUGGUAAAGAUCAAAAGGAGGGACAUUGAGUCCUGCACAUACGUAGCAAUAAGUAGUUACUGUGGUCUAUCUGUACGAUGCUCAAAGUUAGACAGCAAGUUGACUUUUAGAGACCGCCAUCAGAAGUUGGUUUGUGAUAUAUGAAUAAGUGGCUAGAAGAGUGCAUACAUUCGGUAUCCUGUUAGUUGUAUAAGCUCCACUGCCCCUGUCAGUAAUCUUAGCUGUGUAUUACGGUACCAUAGGAUGUUUCUGCGUACUACAUUUACUAUUCAUUUCAUCAGCUCCUGUA
This is a messenger RNA of Phragmites australis (common reed), 989 nucleotides long. RefSeq lists its product as uncharacterized. The record is from RefSeq and is a predicted model, not a curated record. Gene Ontology annotation, biological process: negative regulation of RNA catabolic process; regulatory ncRNA-mediated post-transcriptional gene silencing. Lineage: Eukaryota; Viridiplantae; Streptophyta; Magnoliopsida; Poales; Poaceae. Gene Ontology annotation, cellular component: catalytic step 2 spliceosome. The coding region runs from base 368 to 844 and encodes 158 amino acids. The transcript is spliced from 3 exons.